AUGAAUUACCGGUUCAAAAACCUCCUCGGUGCGCCGUACCGAGGAGGUAACAUCCUCCUUCGCGAAGACACGAAACUCUAUUCGCCUGUUGGUAACCGCGUCAACGUCGUUGACCUGACGGCAUCGGAGUCGAACACGCUUCCGUUUCAAACGAUGACUGACGUGUCGCUCAUCGCGCUCUCCCCAGACGGAAACCUUCUAAUAGCCGUCGAUUCAGAUGGACGGUCCAGAAUGGUCAACGUGCAUCGUCGCGUAGUGCUCCAUCUUUUCAGAUUCAAGUUCCCCGUAGGAGCCCUCAAAUUCAGCCCGGACGGAAAAUUCUUCGCAGCAGGGGUUGGGCGACAACUUCAAAUCUGGCACACGCCUGAAAUGCGAAAAACCUUUUCUCCCAUGCGACUGUUCAAGUCGUUCUCGGGGGGUUACGACAAGGUCACGGCUAUUGAUUGGUCCCCCGACGGAAAGUGGAUUGUGGCCGCAAACAAGGAUCUAACGGCCAGGAUUUACUCCCUGGAUUCCCUCAAAAUGUACAAGCCGGUGCGGCUGACUGGGCACAAGGAUGUGAUUGUAGGCGCGUUCUUCUAUGGAGGGGGUUCCGCGAUCAUGACCGGCGCGGGCCCGAAUUUCAAACGGGCAGACGUGGCGCUGGGUUUAAGGGGAGGUUCGGGGCAGCAGGGGGGGCUGGGGGAGGGACCCGGGGGGGCGGAAAAGGCGCUGCGGAUAUACACGGUGUCGAAAGACGGCGCGCUGUUCUCAUGGUUCUUUGAUCCGCUGCACAAAGGGUGGCGGAGGCGGAAGGGGAAGGGGCGCAGGGCGGGUAGGGGGGACCAGGGGGAUAAGGGGUUUAAGGAGGAGGAGGAAGAGGAGGAGGAGGAGGAAGAGGAGGAAGAAGAGGAGGAGGAAGAGGAAGAGGAAGAGGAAGAGGAAGAGGAAGAGGAAGAGGAGAAAGGGGAGGAUGGUGAAAUGGAAAAUGAAGCAGAGAAGGACGAUGAGGAGCAAGAUGAGGAAGAGGAGGAGGAGAAGGAGGAAGUGGAAGAAGAGGAGGGGGGUGAGGAGGGGAAAGAGGAGGAGGGGGCAGAUGAGGAGGAGGAGCAGCCAAGAAAGAAAUCACGGCUGGCAGAAAAGGCACCUACACCACCCCCCCAUGUCCGCCGGGACUUCCGAUUGGACGAGGGCAAGUGGCGCCUCGAGGCGAAACAUUUCUUCAUGCUGCCCAAGGCGCGCCUCACCUCCUGCGACCUGCACAAGCCCACCAAUCUCCUCGUCGCGGGCUUCUCUUCGGGCAUCUUCGGGCUUUACCAGCUGCCCGAGUUCUCCACCCUGCACCUCAUGUCCAUUUCACGAACCAAAAUCUCCUCCGUCUCGUUCAACGAGGCAGGGGACUGGGUGGCAGUGGGGUGCGCUCGCCUGGGGCAGCUGCUAGUAUGGGAGUGGCGCUCGGAGACCUACGUGAUGAAAGUCCAGGGCCAUUUCUACGAUGUUAGUUGCGUUGCGUUCUCCCCGGAUGGCACCCGUGUGGUAACCGGGUCGGACGAUGCCAAGGUGAAGGUCUGGAGCCUCGCGUCGGGCUUCUGCUUUGUAACACUAGCCGAGCACACCGGUCCGGUUACCGCCGUUGCCUUCCUCCCAUCCGGCGGCGCGGGGUCGGCGGCGGCGGCAGCAGCGGGCGGCGGGGGGGGCGGGGCAGUGGUGAGUGCGUCGCUGGACGGCACGGUCCGUGCGUUUGAUCUGCUGCGGUACCGCUGCUUCCGCACGCUCACCACGCCGCAGCCCGUGCAGUUUGCGUCGCUGGCCGUGCACCCGUCAGGCGAGGUGGUGUGUGCUGCGAGUCAGGACGACUUCCAGGUGUACGUGUGGAGCAUGCGCACUGGCAGGCUGCUGGAUGUGUUAUCGGGGCAUGAGGGGCCCAUUCACAGCCUCUCGUUCUCUCCCACGCAGGAGCUGCUAGCGUCAGCUGCCUGGGACAGCACGUGUCGGCUGUGGGACGUGUUCGAGGCCAAGGGCGGCACGGAGCCCCUCCUGCACGCGCACGAGGUGCUCGCGCUCGCCUUCCGCCCGGACGGCCGCCAGCUGGCCACCGCCACGCUGGACGGCCACAUCCACCUCUGGGACCCGCUGGACGGCGAGCUGCAGGGGACCAUCGAGGGGCGGCGGGAUCUGGUCGGCGGGGCGGCGGGCGGCAAGGGCGGGCGGGGUGCUCUGCGGCUGGGGGAUAAGAGCUUCCGGAGUCUGUGUUACUCGGCGGAUGGGUGCUUCUUGCUGGCUGCUGGGACGAGCCGAUACGUGUGUCUGUAUGACGUGGCUGAGAUGCUGCUGCUGCGGCGCUACCUGAUAACGAGCAACAAGUCUCUCUCAGGCGCAAUGGACUCACUCAACCCACACCGCAUGACGGACGCGGGCCCGCUGGACAUCCUCGAUAUAAGCGACUCCGAUGUGGACGACAACGAUCUCGACGACUCGCACCGCCAGCGCCGCCACUCGCUGCUCGGCUCCGACCUCCCCGGGGCAGCGAGAAACGGCAGCCAGCACCACCCGGAGAUCCGCGUGAAGGCAAUCCAGUUCUCGCCGACCGGGCAGUCCUGGGCGGCCGCGACAACCGAAGGGCUCGUGGUGUUUGGGUUGGAUGAAGGCGUUGUGUUCGAUCCAUCGGAUCUAGACAUGGAUGUUACGCCUGCGGCUGUAGUGGCUGCUACAGAUGCUGGGCUGCACGCGAGGGCGAUACAGAUGGCGCUGCGGCUGAAUGAGACGAAGCUGCUACAGGACGCGAUGAUGGCUGUGCCGCCCGAGCGGCUGGGUGCAACAGUGUCAGCCCUGCCGAGGAAGCGGCUGGGAAAGGUGGUUGCGGCUGUGGCAGCAAUGCUGGAAGGAAGGCCUGAAUUGGAAUUCGUGCUGCUGUGGUGCAAGGAGUUGGUGCUGCAACACGGCAAGGCUCUCGCUCUGCCGCCCGGCACGCCGGGGCGGGCGGCGCUGCGGCCGCCCAUGCAAGCACUGUCACGGGCGCUGACUCAGAUGCACGAUGACCUGGCGCUCUCCGCCUCGUCCAAUCAGCACCUCCUGCAGUACCUCGACUCGCUGCCCGCUCCCCCCGUUGCCACCACGACUACGUGA
Closterium sp. Yama58-4 is the source of this 3105-nucleotide messenger RNA. Lineage: Eukaryota; Viridiplantae; Streptophyta; Zygnematophyceae; Desmidiales; Closteriaceae. The record is from the annotation of a GenBank genome assembly.